GACUUUUUCUCUCGUAGAUUAGCGAGGGAUUUCCAAACUUGUGUGAGUUGUUCAAGUGGUGGCAGUUCGUGCAUCUGUCGUAUAAAGACGUUGUUGGAUGGUCUUUACCACGAUUAACGGAAACUAUUGUAAAUCUUUACUAUGAAGUUGGAUCAGACAAGUGAUGAGUCGUCGAAUACGUUCCUGUCGAAGGUUUGUCGCCCGGUCACUGUGAUACACCAAACCAUAAUUGAUAAGCUCUAUCCGUAUAGGAUAACUAGAUGGCUAUUUGCGUUGCUGUUAUUUGCUAUUUACGUGCUCCGGAUAGCAUCUAUCCAGGGCUUCCAUAUAGUUAGCUAUACUCUCGCAAUAUAUUUAUUGAGUUUAUUCAUAUCAUUUAUUUCUCCAAAAGUAGAUCCUGCUGCUGCAGAUUAUUCGGAUGAAAUCCCUACACUCCCACGAACUGUAGGUGAAGAGUUCAGACCUUUUAUACCAAGAUUACUUGAAUCAAAAUUCUGGCUCUCCACCGUCCGUGCCGUUGCAAUCAGUAUAUUUUGCACAUAUCUUCCAUUCCUGGAUAUUCCAGUAUUUUGGCCGAUACUAGUAAUGUAUUUUAUAAUGUUGUUUGCUAUUAUGAUGAAAAAGCAAAUUAAGCAUAUGAUCAAAUAUCGCUACGUUCCAUUUACUUAUGGGAAACCGAGACCUGUCGGAUCAAACAAUAAGGAACAAGCAUCUCCUGUGAUUAACUCAUGACAUAUAAUUAUAAAUAAGUUGUCUUCUUAUCUCUCUAAAUCACUGUGCUUCUUCAUCUUUUGUUCAUUUUCGGUAUUUGUACAUAGUUGUUCUGAUCUUAUCUUUGCUCUGUAUAUGGAGUUUUGAUUGUAUUUUUAUGCUUUAAAAGAGGAUGUUGAUUACUGAAAACUAAAAUGUCUUUGUUUUACAUCACGUAGUUUGUAUAUUUCUUUUUGUCGUUGAAAUACCUCUUUUUUUUUCUAGAAUAAAUUUU
Molecule: messenger RNA, 985 nt
Organism: Schistosoma spindalis
Lineage: Eukaryota; Metazoa; Platyhelminthes; Trematoda; Strigeidida; Schistosomatidae
Source: the annotation of a GenBank genome assembly